AUGCGGCCUGGCAAUACACUUCCGCUGUUCCUUGCGCUGCUUCUACGAGCAUUGUCAGUCCAAACUCCAAACGUAUUCAUGUACGAAGAUUGGUAUUGGCCUGAGCUUGGAUACAACGCGACUGGUUUCGAGGCAUUGGUGGCCAAGAAGGGUGAAGCCGACGUACCUAUGAAGUGGAAUCCGGAAAGCAAGGCCCCUGAAUUCCUGGCAUUCUUGUUCUGGAAUCUUCAGGUCCUCUAUUCCUGUUCUCUCAACCUUGUCCUCCCAAAGGCAGAGACCAUUGCGCUCACAUCAUCACCAGAGUGCGGGGCCACUCCGCGGAUGAUGCAGAUGCCGAAGAACUUCUGCCCAGAGCUGCCCGUGUGCGCAGGAGGCGCUGACAUGACAAGGGAUGCUUGGAAUGCGGCUCAGAACCGGUCUCGCAGAUUGUUUACUCACUUCAGGCGCCGAAUGUCCGUGAAGGAUCAUCUGCUCCGCCACUUCAGAGCUGAUACGCUGACGGUGCAGGGCAGCAUGAGCUUAGUGUACGAUGCUGCCGAUCUUCUCACCACCCUUCCCUCCAUUGCUCUGACAUGCUUCUCUGCUGAUAAGCUUCUGCGCGAUCGAGCAGAGAUUUUCCGGAAGCAGAGCAAAGACUUGAUGGAGCAGAUCUACUAUGCCUUCAUGGUGGAGUACACUACGAGCCCAGAGCCUCGUCAUGUUAUCUUCCACCCCGAUGGGGGACACUGUGGAGGUCGACACAACCGCGCUCAGGUGCUUCGUACCCUUCUUGAUGGGAGUCUCACCAGGAAGUCGUGGACGCCAAGCUCAAGCUGCCUGCGUGCAGUGGAGGUUGGCACGCGAGAAGGGAUGACGGCGAGGCACCUGUUGCAUACUUUGCCCUGCUUGCACUUGCUUAGUGUUGACAAGCAACUUCUGCCAGAGGCCCGUAUCAAUUUGCAGAUAUUUGGGGAUCGGAGCAACCUCUGGGAACUCACAUCAGAAGCAGCAGCCAAACGGCUGCCACCCGAGUCGUUGGAUUUGGUGUUCAUAGAUGCAUUGCACACAUAUGAGGCCGCACACCAAGACAUACUUUCCUGGGCUCCGAAGGUGAUGCAAGGAGGUAUUGUUGCUGGGCACGACUAUAGCCACCACUUUCCUGGCGUGAUACGGGCUGUGAACGAGUUUGUGGCCAGUCUGGGCACAGCGGUGCUACACUUGGGGGUCGACCAUGUCUGGUGGGUCCGCAUUUGA
Messenger RNA from Symbiodinium necroappetens, 1233 nucleotides. The record is from the annotation of a GenBank genome assembly. Lineage: Eukaryota; Dinophyceae; Suessiales; Symbiodiniaceae.